AUGGACAACGAAGAUGAACCUAAUUCGAAUGGUCUAUAUCCUUCAACAAACAAUGUGAUGACAACAACCAUUGCUCCAAAUCAUUUUCUACUUUCAACUUAUCGUGAUAACCUUCGAACAAAUAUUGAUACUCAUCAGGAUGGUCCGUUGUCAGCAAUGAUGAUGAAUUUACACGGAAAUAUCAAAGCAACUACAUCGUCAUCGUAUAAAUGUUGUUUAUGUCGGAAAAUAGUCGAUGAUGCAACGUUAACAUGUGCUAAAUGUGUAAAUACAGGUGAAUUUUGUCCGUCACGACAUGAUACAUGCUCGAAUAAACGAAGGCAAAUCUUAGCAAACAUGUUGAAUACAAAUGAUUAUGCUGAAUUUCAACAAUAUUCAACAAAACAUUCUAUAAACACACCGCCACAUUUACAAUGUUCAGAUCGAAUGUUUCUACUCAAGAAAUUCAAUGCACAAAAGAAUGUUUUACAAGAAGAAUUCCAAACGAAAAUGGAAACAAAUUUGAAAGCCUAUGCAAUGUCCGAAGAAAUUCUCGUCCGUAAAAACCGUUUGGCUCUUAUCAGUCAAUCAAUUGAACGGCUUCGAAAUCAAAUCAAACAUAAUAAAUUGGCUAAUAUCAAAGCGCAACAAAACAAUGACAAGUGCUGUGCACGUAUCGACUUUCUCGCCAAAAAAGUUGCGGAUAUUAAACAAGUCCUGAAGUCCUCAAAUGACGAGAUACGAAAAAAGAACGAAUUACGCAUUGAACAUGAAAACAAGCUCCUCGUAAUUCGUCGACAACGUCUCAAUGAAGUCUAUAAGUACAUCUUUCCUAUCGAACAUGCGUCGCCCAUUGAAGAAAAACUGGCAUCAACAAUGCGAGCUUUAUCAAGCGCACAACAGCCUAUCGUGGAUGAAACCAAUAGCGAUUAUUCGGAGAAUGAUGAUUCAUUGAAUGUCGGUGGUGAUCGAUAUCAAAUCGUCAAUUCAUGUUUAUUAGCCAAUGGAGAUUAUCAAAUUGUAAAACUUCUUUUAACUGUUGAUGUUGAUGGUAAAACACAAGAUGCUGAUUCGCUUCAAUCUACGCUGUCGCAUGACUUGUAUGAAAUUGUUUCUGCAUUGUCUCAUUCUUGUCAAUUAAUCAAUGUGAUUGCCUUCUAUCUUCAUAUUGCAUUGCCAUUUCGUUUACAUCAAUUAGAAUUCAAUACAGAUAAUUUAACACCGGAUCGUCUUCGUGCCGAUGUGGCAAAACUUAAUGCAAACAUUGUUACUAGUUGUAUAUCGCAAGGCAUACCGAUCGACAAGAACAAUGUCACACAUACACUGGAAAAUCUAUGUAGAUUAUUAACCUUAAAACGAUAUCUCAGCCGACCCAAUCCCGUUGUCUAUUCGCAACAAUAUAUUGAUAUGAUGGAAGAAGAAGUCAAUGAAAUAAGUCGAGCUUAUGUCACAGAUUAUUGGUUUGAUGAUGUGGAAAAGGAUGUGACAGAUCUUUUGAAUAGUGACGAAUGGGAAACAGUACCACAAGACUAUCACAUACCUGAAGAUCCAUCUAUUCAUGAACGUCUCGGUUCAUUACCUUCAAUAUCUGGCCAACAGCAUCAAACACAACAUCUAUCUGUCAUGAGCGGUUCAAUUGGUUUUCUCAAAAACAAAGGUUCUACUCUUUUCAAUUCAGUUUUUCGCAGUUUGGCAAAAUCUUGA
This is a messenger RNA of Adineta ricciae, 1683 nucleotides long. The record is from the annotation of a GenBank genome assembly. Lineage: Eukaryota; Metazoa; Rotifera; Eurotatoria; Adinetida; Adinetidae.